Molecule: messenger RNA, 1177 nt
Organism: Lactuca sativa (garden lettuce)
Lineage: Eukaryota; Viridiplantae; Streptophyta; Magnoliopsida; Asterales; Asteraceae
Product: ethylene-responsive transcription factor ERF114
Biological process (GO): regulation of DNA-templated transcription; ethylene-activated signaling pathway
Molecular function (GO): DNA binding; DNA-binding transcription factor activity
Source: RefSeq, a predicted model, not a curated record
GACGCGUUAAACACCUUUCACACCAUGAAUGCUUGAGUGCAACAGUAUAAAUACCUGUUGUUUGUGUUGCUCUCAAAUCCUACACUCUCUCUAAAUCUUGUAGUGGAAGUUACUUGAGAAAUGGGUUUUACCACCUAACUAUUCAUUCAUAUAUCACCUCUCUCUCUCUCUCUCUCUCUCUCUCUCUCUCUCUCUCUCUCUCUCUCUCUCUCUCUCUCUCUCUCUCUCUCUGCACAAAACUCUGUCUGUAAACAAAUAUUAUAUAAAAAGAGAGGUGAUUAAUGAUGCAUCACAGGAGGCAAGGGAAGAGGAGCCUUGAGAAAGAAGAGGAUGACAUAUUUCCAGUGUACUCACCUCAGUCACAAGAGGAUAUGACGGCCAUCGUCUCCGCCCUUUCUCAAGUCAUCGGUGGUGAAGACACAGCCACAGCCACUGAUCAUCAUCAUCCUAAUCAAAUCUCCUCCUACUCCGCUUCUUCUGCUACUCCAAACCAACCACCACCCAACGUCAUUCAACAAUCACCAGAAGGGACCCAAAGAAGAAGACACUAUAGAGGCGUAAGACAACGGCCAUGGGGGAAAUGGGCUGCUGAGAUACGUGACCCACAGAAGGCGGCAAGAGUGUGGCUUGGCACAUUUGAGACGGCGGAGGCAGCAGCCAUUGCAUACGAUGAAGCUGCUCUUAGAUUCAAAGGCAAUAAAGCAAAGCUCAAUUUCCCUGAACGAGUUCAACCAGGGCGUUCUGAGUUAGGCUAUCUAACCACUCGUCCUCAUCACCACCUACAGCCACCACCUAUGCAGCCUGAUCAGCAACUGUAUCAUGACACCGCCAUGCCUCCUAAUUAUGAUCUUCAUUACUCACAGUCACAGUUUUAUCUGGAAGCAAAUCAUCAAAUGGGUUAUAAUACAAAUUAUAGUUUGCAAUCUCCUUCAUCACCUUCAACAAAUCUGCAGGGAAGUUCAUCUGGUUUUGGAUCUAUGCAAUACUGGCAAGAUUUUGAUCCAAGAAAUUACUAAUCAGUCAAGAGAGCGCAUGCAUGCUGCAUGCAGUGUGCUUGCAUAUCAACUUCAAAAUCUCAUGCUAGAUUUUUUUUUUUAUUUUUCAUUAUGUAACAAUCAUGUUCACUUUAGAUAAAUUAAUUAAAAAUAUCUAUAUACAUCAAUCUACAAAAAAAAAA